GAGGGGGCGGGAUAUGAGGAAGCGCUGGCGGUCAAGACCCUGUGGAGGCGCGUAUUUGCCUCUAUAGCUGUUGUCAGACGGAGGAGGCAAGUUCCCCGGGCCUCGUGAAACAGCCGGCUGACAGGGGCGGCUUCUUGCCUUCGCCCACCCCGCUGGAGCCGGCAACGUGAGUGACCACAAGCGCCAACCCCCUCCCCAAUUCCCCGCGGCCCGUCCUACCUCACACGAAGCUGUAAACACCUCUUCGUGUAUGUGAGGAGGCUUCUCGGGGUGAAACGUAGUGGAUCCUAGCACGAUGCGGCAUUUAGAUGAGAUUAAUUUCCUUCGAUCUGGUUCGAUUUAGCUGGGUUGUCAAUGCCAUUAAAGGGACCCUUCAAAGACUGUCGUUAGUAAUUUGCAAAAGGAUGUUGAUGGGCUGCUUUCUAGGAAUUAACCUUCCAAACAGUGCGGGAUCGUUUUUCUUCAUUUUUUUCCUGGAUAAAUAACAAUGGGAAAAUUGCCGAGAAGAGAUACAACAAUAUGGCAACAAACUAAAGCACUUAUCUACAGAAACAUCCUCAUAAAGCGACGAAACAAAGAUCAGACGUUGCAGGAGUUGCUGCUGCCACUCUUUUUAGUUUUUGCCUUGGUUUGUUUAAGUGUUCUUGUACCUCCGCAAAUAUAUGGUAAGACGCUCACAAGUGAACCAGAAGAUUUGGAUGAUUUCAUACCACAGAAAUACAGACUUGGAUAUACCCCAGUGAACAAUUACACCACUGAAAUCAUGGGGGAAGUAGGAAAAUUCCUCGGGGUGUUACCGCAUGGAUUUACUGAUGAAAAAGCAAUGGAAGAAGUUUGCUGUUCAUAUGCUUUAAGACCAUUGGUGGGAGUUUCUUUCAUCAGUCCUUUAUCAUAUCAACUUCGUUAUCCCUAUAAUAAAGUUCCAAGUACUUCAGAAAAAAUUGAUUUCAUUGAUGAGAAAGCAAGUUGUCGUUUGAUUUCUGCUUCCUUGAAUCAACUGAUAGAUUGUCCUGGAGCCAUGUACCUAUUGUCAGGAUUUGCAACGAUUCAAAAAUAUAUUGAUGUCGCCAUUAUUAAGACACAAACCAACUAUUCCAUUUGGAAGGAUAUUAUGCCUCUACAAAUACAGAUGAUGGGGUUACCAAGUCACGUUGGUGCAGACAUCUUUUCCCAUCUUGUCACUUCUCUCUACUUCGUUAUUGCUUUUGUCCCAUUUGUCAAUUUCCUACUGAUUAAUCUUGUAACAGAGAAAAAGGAAGUGAAAGAGGUUAUGAAGGUGAUGGGACUAUAUGACUCUGCUUUCUGGUUAUCCUGGGGCUUCUUGUAUAUGAUUUUAAUCUUCAUCCUAUCUUUUGUGAUGGCAGUCAUUGCUACUCAGACAUCUCUGUUUCCAAGAAGCAGUAUAUUGGUCAUCUUUCCUUUGUUGUUUCUUUUUGGAAUUUCUAUUAUUCCUUUUUCAUUUCUGCUGACUCCGCUUUUUAAGAAUCAGAAGAUUGCCGGCUUGGUUGGAUCAUUAUUGCUGAUGGGUUUUGGAUUAUUUAGCCUUCUUACGGUGCUGGUUAGAGAUUUUCCAGUGUCUGCUGUGUGGCUGCUUUGUUUCUUUUCCCCUAGUGCCUUGGGCAUUGGGAUUUCACAGGUUGUUCUUCUUGAAGCUCUUGGCGAUGGUGCUCAACUAUCAAACCUGUCAGCAAGUCCAUUCCCCUUGUAUAUCCCUUUUAUCAUGCUAAUCUUAGACAGUUUGCUGUAUUUGGUUGUUGCUGUAUAUCUUGAUCAAGUCCUCCCAGGUGAAUUUGGGCAACAUCAGCCUUUCUUCUAUUUCCUUCAGCCUUCUUAUUGGUUCCGUAAAAAGAAACAUUAUGAUCCAAUUGAUUGUGAAAAUGAACUUGCCCAAGGAUCUAUAUUUAAUGAGGUGGUUGAAGCAAUGCCUGCAGAAUUUAAAGGAAAAGAAGCAAUCAGGUUAAGUGAUGUUUACAAGUUAUUUAAAGGAAAGGAGAAGAAGGUGGAAGCUCUGAAAGGUUUGUCGUUCGAUAUAUAUCAAGAUCAGAUUACCGCACUAUUAGGCCACAGUGGAACUGGAAAGACAACAUUAAUUAAUAUCCUCUCAGGAUUAUGUCCUCUAUCAAAUGGAUGUGCAACAGUUUAUGGCUACAAAGUUUCUGAAUUGGAUGAAAUAAUUGAAAUCAGAAAGAUGAUAGGAGUUUGCCCACAAUUUGAUGUCCUGUUCUACAGUCUUACGGUAAAGGAACAUUUAAAGAUAGUUGCUAUGAUAAAGGGAAUUGCAACAAAAGAAAUUGAUAAAGAGGUGCUAAAUGUCAUUAAAGAAUUGGAUAUGGAAUCAAUAAUGGAUGUCCGUGCAGAAAAACUCAGUGGUGGACAAAAGAGAAAGCUUUCAAUGGGAAUGGCCAUUUUGGGAGAUCCUAAGGUUUUACUACUUGAUGAACCAACUGCUGGAAUGGACCCUUGUUCACGGCAGCAAGUGUGGACCUUGCUGAAAAAGAGGAAGGCAGGAAGGGUGAUAUUGCUGACCACUCAUUUCAUAGAUGAAGCUGAUAUUCUGGCAGAUCGUAAAGCUGUUAUUUCACAAGGGCAACUCAAAUGUGUUGGCUCCUCACUAUUCCUGAAAGCAAAAUUUGGUGUGGGUUACAAUCUCAGAAUGUCUGUGAAUGAAUGCUGCUAUUCUGAUAAAGUGACAUCAUUGAUUAAAUAUCACAUUCCUAAUGCUGAGUUUUCACAGCCACAUGAUCUGGAGUUAGCAUAUGUUCUGCCUCUUCAGGAUGUUGACAAAUUUGCAGGGCUGUUUGAAGAUUUGGAUAGCCGUACCAAUCUGGGAAUUGAGAGCUAUGGGGUUUCCAUGACGUCUCUCGAAGAGGUUUUCCUAAAAUUGGAGUCAGAAUCUGAAAUGGAUCAAACAGAUUACAAUGUUUUUACCAGGGAUCCAGCACCAGAUGUGAUAGCAAAUGAAGAAGAUGUUUGCAUUGAUUGCAUUGAUCAUCAACUCCUGACUUUUCCAGAAACUCAUUCAGCAGUGCUGAUUGGCUCUGCUCUGUGGGAUCAGCAGUUCCGUACAAUAAUUUGGUUACGUCUUAAGAAUUUCACUCGUGAACGUAGUACACUUCUUAGCAUCAUUUACAUCAUUGGCCUUUUGAUAUGCAUCGUGGUCUUGAUGGCUUUGAUAAAUGGUACACUUAGUAGAAAAGACGUUGCAGUGAAGUUAUCCCCGGAGUUAAUUCUUCUACAACAAGGUCAAAAACAUCUCAAGUAUGCCACUAGCCUGCUCCUGAAAAAUUCCACAGAUAGUAGUGUUGAUCAACUUAUCCAUGGUUUGGAAGCUCAGAAUGUGAAAGUGGAGUUGUUCAGUGAGAGCGAGUUCACAGAUGUUGCUCCACAUAAUGCAGCAGUAAAUGUGACGCUAUCAGACGAGAAACGAUAUUCAUUCACAGCAGUAUUCAACAGCACCUUGGUUCACUCACUGCCAGUCUUGAUUAAUUUGAUCAGUAAUACGGUUCUCAUUAGCGUAAAUGGAUCUAGAAGGAUUCAAGCCUGGAGCAAACCAUUCCAUUUAACAAUUACUGAUACAGACUUCAAGGAAAAGGUUUAUAUGGCUUUGACAGUUUUGGGAUUUUUGUCAGCGGCUUUACCAGGAUGCUACACCAUGGAUAAUUCAAGAGAUCGUGAGAUCAAAUCUCGCUCUCUACUCCGGAUAUCUGGUCUUUUUCCAUCUGCAUACUGGUGUGGCUAUGCCUUGGUGGAUAUUCCUACUUACUUCAUCAUACUUGUAUUCAUGCUUGGCUUUGUGAUUGCAUUUAAUUCCACAUUUCUGCUUCAUGCGGGUGCUAUAAUUUCCAUGAUGCUAUGUCUGAUUGGCUGGGCUGCAGCAAUGACGCUCUUCUGCUAUGCCUAUUCCUUCAGGUUUGAACGAAUACAGUCUUCUCGAGAUUUUUUUAUGAUCUCUUCAGUUAUGAUCAAUAUAGCUUCAGUCAGUCUAGUAUUUAUAGUCCGGCUAAUACUAAAAGAAACGGCUGCCACCAUUCUGCACUCCAUUUUCUCAGUCUUCAUUCCACCUUACGUAAUUACAGGGUGUCUACACUUCACAGCCAAAGUAUUUCUGGAUCACAAGGAUGAGUCCAACCCAACUUUAGGAACAUACCUGCAGUGGGAAAAGAACAUCUUGAUAACUAUCAUCUCGCCUUACAUUCAAUGCAUAGUUCUGCUAUUUGUACUACGUCGACUAGAACAGAUUCAUGGAGGAAAAGCACUUCAAGCAGAUACAUGUUGCAGGAUUUUUCCUUCAAAAAAGAAAUUCAAACUCAAUACAGUAGAACCUGAGAAUGAGGAUGCUGAUGUCAAAGCAGAGAGGGCAAGGGUUCGACAGGCUUUAAAUUGUCAGAGCUGCGAGGAGAAACCAGCAAUUGUGAUCAGUAAUAUGCGUAAAGUUUACACAGGAAAGCUACAAGCGUGCAAAUGGUUUUCAAAGAAAAAAAGUAAAAAUACAGUGGCAAUCAAAAAUGUCUCGUUAUGUGUAAGGAAAGGUGAAGUUCUGGGAUUACUGGGCCCAAAUGGUGCUGGGAAAAGCACUACGCUUUCUGUAUUAACAGGAGAUUUAGAACCAUCAGCUGGCCAGGUAUUGAUGGGAGAUUAUUCAGCUGAUGGUUUUCAGAGAGAAAGCUGUGCAGAGAAUAUUGGCUAUUGUGCACAGGUGAACCCACUCUGGCCCAAGAUCACUGUUCAAGAACACAUGGAGAUAUAUGCUGCUAUCAAAGGACUUAGUAAAGAAGAUGCAGCAAGUGCUAUUAAACGCAUUAUGAACGCACUUGAUAUGAAAGAGUAUUUACAGAAACCAACAAAGCAAGUCUCCACUGGAAUAAAGAGAAAAUUAUGUUUUGCACUAUGCAUGCUGGGAAAUCCUCAGAUUGUGUUAAUGGAUGAACCAUCGACAGGUAUGGAUCCGAAAGCUAAACAGUUCAUGUGGAAAGCAAUUCGUGCUGCAUUUAAGGACAGACAACGUGGUGCCAUCCUAACCACACACUAUAUGGAAGAGGCUGAAGCACUUUGUGAUCGAGUUGCAAUCAUGGUGUCAGGACAGCUGCGGUGUAUUGGUUCCAUUCAGCAUCUGAAGAGCAAAUAUGGUGGUGGAUAUACACUGGAAAUGAAACUCAAAGAUGAGACAAUUGAAUCACAACGAAAAUCUGAGAUUCAUGAUAAAAUAAUGCAAGUUUUUCCCCAUGCUUCUCAACAGGAAAGUUUUGUUGCAAUGAUGACAUACAAAGUUCCCAAAGAUGAUGUGAAAUCUUUGUCAGAAGCAUUUUCUCAACUUGAAGAAGCUAAACACACUUAUGACAUAGAAGAAUACAGUUUCUCACAGUCAACACUGGAGCAGGUUUUCAUGCAGUUUGCUAAAGAACAAGAAAAAAAUGAAGAGGAUUAUAAAGUUCUGAAUACAAGUUUUCGAUGGCAGCAACUUCAACAAAAUGAAUGUUAAAAUAAUUCAUAGGUGUUCAACUGCCUUAUAACAAGGAAACCUCAAUAUGUUAUUAGGCUAAUAUCUACAAAAUCAGAUUCUAAUUGUUGAAUCUAUUAACAUUAAUUAAGGGAAAUAGUGCAUAUUUGGUCCAAAUGGUGCAGAUACAAGAAGAUUGCAAAAGAAAAUAUACUGCACCAUUUUAAAAACUUUAAACCUGGAAGUGCUUUAUUUAUUUUCAAUUAAAUGUAAUGAAAAUCUAAAUAACACAUUUAUCUCUGCAAUAAUCAACUGCAUGUUUAUUGUGCCAGAGAUGUUCUCUAAUAUGAUAAAAUGGUGUUUUUUAAUAUACAAGCCUACGCUGUUUGUACCCCUCGUUGCAGCAAUAAUUCACCACAAGGUGCAUUGCAUGAGGUUCUUUCGCCGCCCCCCCCCCCCCUCAGAAUUACCAUUGGCUGGUACUCCCAUGUUUUCAAAUCCAGAUCAGGCAAAAAUUAGAAAGUUAUUUUUCAAUUUUGCUCAAGCUAAUGAUGACAUUUUCCUAACACGGCACACAACUAACAAAAGUGCUAAGAUCAGUUCAUGUUUUAAUUAAAAAUAUGUAUAUUAUUUCCAGAGUAGUAGCAUUGAUUAGAAAUAAUAUUCUAAUUAUUUAUAAUAUUGUUUGUGUAUAUAAUGCGUUUCAAUAAUUCUUGCUUCAAUACGCUUUCAAGGGUAAAAAAGAAUGGAUGUUGACCUGCAUUAUUACAUAUAAUCUAGAGUUUUGUAGGUUGUUUGUACAAUGUAUUUUACAAUGUAUUUUUUCUACACCAUAUAACUGCAAAGCAAAUCAUUCAGACCAAAUUUAAGUGUACUUUCAGAAAUUACGACUUUUUAUUGUUUUUGCUUUAUAGCUGAUAUGUGGAAAUUUAACCUGUUCAACCAAAGGUGUCUGAAAUAAUCUUGCCUGGUAAUGAUUACUGCAUUUAUGGAUUUUUACUGAUCCUAAUCUAUGUAGCAGAAUCCACUCUGCACUGCAGUAUGUAUGUAUAACAGUACGAAACUGUGUUAUAGUGUUAUGUGUUAGGAUAGUAAGUUGAAUAAGGGAUUUUUAAAAUUUUGUUUGAUUUUUGUUAGUUUGAGUAAUGACACAAUGUUAGUUGAUGCAGUUUACUAGAAUUGUUGAUACUGUACUUAGUCCUGAAUGACUUAAGCAAGCAUCCUGAUACCAGUUUUAAAUCAAAUGUAAAUAAUUGCUGCCAUUUUACUAAGACCAAGCGCAAAGUUGAAUAAUAUUUUUUAGCUUCAGCAAUUGUAUCUGAAUUUGGAGUAUUCAGCUAUAUUUUUAUUUAAACUCAUCCAUUGAAGGCCACUAAGAUUUUAUGAUCAACGUACACACCCUUUUGUAAUAAGGUGUUUUAUGCCUUUUGUAAUUUGAAAAUUUAAGUUCAAAUGAGCAGUGUUCUGUGAAAUCUUGGUUUUAAUUUUAUAAUUAAAUGUGCAGCUAUUUGUUAUAGCUGUUAGCAGACAUGGAAAUAUAACAACAUGAAAAAGCAAAAUGUUUGAGCCUAACUAUACAAAGAUGUUUCUGAACAGUGUAAUUAAAGUUACUGCUACUUCAAAACGGUGUGUACAAUUGUUAAUUGUUUAAAAAUGAUAAUAUCGGUUGCAUUCUUUGAAUCUAAUUUAUUGAAUUUUAUAUACCUUAAAAUAUUUGGGUAAUACGAGUUAUAUUAUUUGACUAACUUGUUAAGUGGAUUGAACACAUACACCUUAACUAGCAGCUGAAUUUAUCUUUUAUUCACAGUGAGGCCAUUGUGCUAUUUCUGCAGCUGCACACUUGUACCCCUCCCAUCAGAUAGUUUAUUUCUCACCACCAAUUCUUUCACAGAAUAUUAUGUUGAAUCUUAUCAUUGGAAAAGUUUUGAUUUCAUUGCAAUACAUAGAUUUGUGAAAGUUAUGAAAGAUCAGAGUUAGAUCAGUUUAUUCAAUAUCUCUGUGAAUCUUUCCUUGGAACAGUGGACACCUUUGUGAAUAAUUGUGAUGUUUUCUCAUUAAGUGCAGCAGGAUCGACUUUAUAUCUUUGUUCUAUUUUUCAAAGGAGUGAGUAGAUAGUUACAGUCCAGUUGCUUUCAAUUACUGAUUGUAAUUGUUCUCACUUGAAAAUAAAAAAAAGAAUCUGCAAAUCUGAAAUAAAA
Molecule: messenger RNA, 7635 nt
Organism: Mobula hypostoma (lesser devil ray)
Lineage: Eukaryota; Metazoa; Chordata; Chondrichthyes; Myliobatiformes; Myliobatidae
Gene: abca5
Product: ATP-binding cassette, sub-family A (ABC1), member 5
Exons: 39
Coding region: 488-5479 (1663 amino acids)
Biological process (GO): transmembrane transport; lipid transport
Cellular component (GO): membrane; intracellular membrane-bounded organelle
Molecular function (GO): ATP binding; ATP hydrolysis activity; lipid carrier activity
Source: RefSeq, a predicted model, not a curated record